GACUGAGAGGCCUGGAUGGAACUCGCUGGGAGCCCGGACCAGAGCAACGUGCGGAGGCCGCCGGGGCGGAGGGGAGUCAGGGCCGCGCGGAGAUGCGGGGGACGCGCUGAGGCGUCACGCGCCCAGCUUCGGCCGGAGCGCGGCUGCGCGCAUGCUCGGCCCUCCGCGGCGGCGGGCUGGGCCGGCGCCGGAAGCACCGGGAGCCGCCCUAUGGCGCAGGUCUGGAGCGCAGAGCCGAAGACGCGGGUCCGAGGGGGCGCGGCCCGGGGGCUCGCGCCGCGGCGCUGGCUCCUGCUGCUGUGCUGGCUGACGGCAGCUCUGGGCUGGCCGCGGGCCUCGGGCGGCCUCUCCCGGCGCCGCUGGCCGGUGCCCUACAAACGCUUUUCCUUCCGUCCAGAGGCAGAUCCUUAUUGUCAAGCCAAGUACACUUUCUGUCCAACUGGCUCGACCAUCCCAGUUAUGAAGGAGGAUGAUGUCAUUGAAGUCUUUCGACUGCAAGCUCCAGUGUGGGAAUUUAAAUACGGAGACCUCCUGGGACACUUGAAAAUUAUGCACGACGCCAUUGGAUUCAGGAGUACGCUGACUGGCAAGAACUACACGAUGGAGUGGUACGAACUUUUCCAGCUCGGCAACUGCACGUUUCCCCACCUGCGACCUGAAACCAGUGCCCCUUUCUGGUGUAAUCAAGGGGCUGCCUGCUUUUUCGAAGGAAUCGACGAUCUCCACUGGAAGGAAAAUGGGACGUUAGUUCUAGUGGCGGCCAUAUCGGGAGACACAUUUAACAAAAUGGCAAAGUGGGUGAAGGAGGACAAUGAAACGGGGAUUUAUUAUGAGACAUGGACCGUCCGAGCCAGCCCAGAAAAGGGGGCAGAGACAUGGUUUGACUCCUACGACUGUUCCAAAUUUGUGUUAAGGACAUACAAGAAGUUGGCUGAACUUGGAGCAGAAUUCAAGAGAAUAGAAACGAACUACACGAGAAUAUUUCUUUACAGUACAGAACCCACUUAUUUGGGAAAUGAAACCUCUAUCUUUGGGCCAACAGGAAACAUGACUCUUGCUUUAGCCAUAAAAAAAUUUUAUUAUCCCUUCCAACCACAUUUAUCAACCAAAGAAUUUCUGUGGAGUCUCCUGAAAAUUUUUGACUCAGUGAUUCUGCACAGACAGUUCUAUUUGUUUUAUAAUUUUGAAUACUGGUUUUUACCCAUGAAGUUUCCUUUUAUUAAAAUAACAUAUGAAGAAAUCCCUUUACCUGACAGAAACAGAACACUGCCUGCUUUAUGAAACCCAAAUUCUGGGGCCACUGCCUGCAGUGCCAGCAUCCCACACAGGUGCCGGUUUGAGUCCUGGCUGCUCUACUUCUGAUCCAGCUCCCUGCCAAUGCACCUGGGAAAACAGGGGAAGGUGGCCCAAGGCCUUGGGCCUCUGCACCCACAUGGGAGACCCAGAAGCAGCUGCUGGUUCCUGACUUCAGAACAGCCUAACUCCAGCCAUUGCAGCCAUUUGGGGAGUGAACCAGUGGAUGAAAGAUCUCAUUGUCUCUUUAUAACUGCCUUUCAAAUAAAUAUAUCUUUUCUUUAAAAAAAUAUCCUGAAUUCUACUGGUUUCUCUCCCACAGCCAGCAUCUCCGUUUUUCAGGGGGAGUGUGUACAUUUGAUGAUUCCUUAGCCUUUCCUUCUUGGGGCAGAACAGUAAAAAGUGCACAGCAGCAAAUUGCUACACGUUAACUGCUCAAGACCUUUCUCUUGGAAAGAACGGAAACAGUCACCAUCCUGCAGAAGUGAGCCUGCUGGGUGAUCUAGAUUUCAACUUCCAAGGCUUGGUUAAUAUGGAGAAUUAGGGCUCAUAUCGGAUAUGUAGAAUCUUUGGAUCCAGUAUUUUGAAGUUGUGGAUAUUGGUGUGCCAAGAUUGUUUAAAUGCCCCAGUGACAUUUUCAUGGUGGGAGCUACUUUUUUUUUUUGUGGAAUGAUAGUGGCAGUUUUUCACAUAAAAGUGCUUUCACUUAAACUUUAAAAAACAAAGAGGGGGGGCUCUCCCAACUUGACUGCUUUUACACAUCUGAUAGUUUGAUUGCAUUCCAUCCACUUAGACUUGUGUGGACAUCAGAGCUGGGGGGUGGGGGUGUGGUUCUAGAUGUGGUAAAUAGUGUUAAAGAGCAGAAACUUCUGGGUAGGAUUUUGAAACUAGCUAGUUAACCAGCUUUUAUGAUUUACACAGCUUAUCUCUAAGCCUGUUUUGUUUCUAAAAUGAUUCGCUUGUCAGGGCGGCUGUAAAGAUUGAAGUCAUGAUUGUUUGGCAUCAUAUGGUCGUAAUCAGUGGUAGCAAUGAUUAAUCAAAAAAACCAAACUGUCAUUCUUGAUCUUGUCUAAUACAGUCCACAUGCCAGCCUUUCCGGGGUUUUGUAAUCACCUUGACUUUGAGAUGAUAGCGUAGCACUUGGGCAGUUCCACAGAUAUCCAGGACAUGGAACUAUCUGGCUGCAGACUUGUCUGGGUAAACAGGUAGCUUCUGACUCUCCACUGCUUCCCUAGUUCUCCCACCUCCCACAGAAGCUGCCAGCACAGUGAGAGAGGCACUUCCCAGAGGAGUUUCACAGUGAGAGAGGCACUUCCCAGAGGAGUUUUUGAUAAGGAAUUCCAAGUAGCUGUGCCUGCAUUAGGGCCAUCAAAUGAGCUUUCAAGGUCCUUUAAGUGAUGAUCAAUUGAACAAGUUUUUUUUUUUUUUCUACUGAUGAAAAAAACACCAGUCAGUAAGAUGAUUUAAGAGAUUAGAGAAGACAACCUAUUUAAUAUGUAAAUGUACCAGUUAUAUUGUUCAGUUUCAGCUAUUUGAGUGCUUCCUAAGAGGUUAGUACAUUAUACCUGAGUUCUCGCGAAAUGCCUCAUCAUCCGUGUUUACCUGAUCUAAAUGAGUUGCAGCUCAGAAAGGUUAAGUGCCUGUUUCGUGGUUCCCCAUUUGGAGGUAAUGUAGUUGAAUUUUGACCCAGGGUCUGCUGACUGAAUCAGAUGCACUGUACAAGUGGUUGUCCACCAAAUGAUACUGGGCUGUGAGGAGACACAUGUGGGUCUUUAAGUAAUUUUAAAGUAAUUUGUUGGAGUCUCUUUUUUUCUAUUGAAUCUAAUAAAAUUGUGGCUCAUA
This is a messenger RNA of Oryctolagus cuniculus (rabbit), 3135 nucleotides long. RefSeq names its product CLN5 lysosomal BMP synthase (gene CLN5). NCBI's taxonomy places the organism in Eukaryota, Metazoa, Chordata, Mammalia, Lagomorpha, Leporidae. Gene Ontology annotation, cellular component: lysosomal membrane; lysosome. Gene Ontology annotation, biological process: lysosome organization. Gene Ontology annotation, molecular function: hydrolase activity, acting on glycosyl bonds. The record is from RefSeq and is a predicted model, not a curated record.